Messenger RNA from Triticum dicoccoides, 2140 nucleotides. RefSeq lists its product as uncharacterized. The transcript has a single exon. Gene Ontology annotation, molecular function: double-stranded DNA binding. NCBI's taxonomy places the organism in Eukaryota, Viridiplantae, Streptophyta, Magnoliopsida, Poales, Poaceae. The record is from RefSeq and is a predicted model, not a curated record. Gene Ontology annotation, biological process: regulation of DNA-templated transcription. Bases 1 to 1149 code for a protein of 382 amino acids.
AUGCUCCGCCUCCGCCGUCUCCUCUCUCCUUCCUCCAACUCCUCCGUCUCCCCUCUGCUUCGCCUGCUCUCCGCAUCCGCAUCCGCACCCCGCAUUUCCCCGAACCCUAGCAGCUUCGCCAUCGAGGAGUACCUCGUCGACACCUGCGGCCUCACCCGCCCCCAAGCCCUCAAGGCCUCCCUGAAGCUCUCCCACAUCAAGUCCGCCGCCAAACCCAACGCCGUCCUCGCCUUCCUCUCCGGCCUCGGCCUCUCCGGCGCCGAUGCCGCCGCCGCCGUUGCCAAAGACCCGCGGCUCCUAUGCGCCAAAGUGGACAAAACCCUGGCCCCUAAGGUCAUCGGGCUCAUUGGCCUCGGCCUGUCGCGUCCUGACAUCGCCCGCAUCGUCUCCCUCACCCCCGACUGCUUCCGCUCCAGAAACAUCGUCUCCAAGCUGCACUACUUGCUGCCCCUCUUCGGCUCCUUCCACAGCUUCCUCCGGCUGCUCAAGCGCUCAUCCCGCCUGUUGUCUUUCGACCUCCACAAGGUGGUCAAGCCCAAUGCUGCCUUCCUGAGGGAGUGCGGACUAGGUGAUUGUGAUAUUGCCAAGCUGUGCAUCUUUGUGCCGAGGAUGCUCACCACCAACCCGGAGCGCGUUCGGGCGAUGGUCGCAUGUGCUGAAAGAUUAGGUGUGCCGCGCGGCUCUGGGAUGCUCAGGCAAGCGCUGCAGGCCGUCGCGUUUCUCAGCGAGGAGAAGAUCGCCAGCAAAGUGGAGUAUCUGAAGAAUACGUUCAGGUGGUCUGAUGCCCAAGUGCGCAUUGCUGUCUGUAAGUAUCCGAAUCUGCUGAGCAAGUCAAAGGAGUCUCUGAAGCGCAGGUCCGAGUUCUUCUUCUUUGAGGUGGGCUUGGAAUCGGCGUACAUUGCUCAUCGUCCGGUGUUGCUCUCUUACAGCAUGCAGGGCCGUCUCAGACCCAGGUACUAUGUUAUCAAGUUCCUUAAGGCAAAUGGAUUGUUGGGUCAGUACCGGGACUACUAUAGCAUAGUCAUGCUGAGCGAGAAGGUAUUUGUGGAGAAGUUCAUAUGCCCUCACAAGAAAGCUGCACCACACCUUGCUGAAAACUAUGCAACAGCUUGCAAAGGGGAAGUGCCAACUAAUUUCAGAUUUACAUGAACAAAAAGGAGCUAUGGAAAUUGAUUACAAUGUAUGGCAUAACAAAGUUAUCACCCUACAUGUAAGCUAGUAGCACUUCCUGUUUCGAUGUUCUUUUCCUAAGAUGGUGUUGGUUGUUUUCUGUAGUACGCCUGUUGCUAAAUGCUAACUCCCUAUGAAACUGAUAAUUUGAUUCCUGAACCCCUAUUUGUUAAUGUUGUCAUACCUUAGAGAAGAUCUCUGUAAAUGAGAAGGCCAUGGAUAUAUAUACAGUGCACCUCUGUCCUGUUGUGUCUGCACUCUACAGAGCAUCAGCAGAUCUUGGCUGCUGUUGUUAUUUUUUUCCUGCUUAGUGACUUGAACUGAGGUACGUUGACUCUCUUUUCUUGAACGUCAUGAUCCAAAUAGAGAAGAACUUAACUGACGCAAGAGGGGGAAAAAAUGAAACACUUAGCAAAGUGUGCAUGCUUGUAGAUCUCUGCUUUAUAUUUGUAUGGAGACAAAUGGAUUGGACGUUAGGUUCAGAUAGGAUGGAUAUAUCUAAGCCCGUUGCCACUAGGAAAAAAGUCAUCCUGCUGUUCAGAUUGAUCUAGUUUUCUUUAAAGAGUUUUACUGGAGCAAAAUUAAUGGUUAAGAUAGCUUGAUUUUUUGCACUGGGAUUAGACUUAUGUUUGCUCAGAAGAUCCAGCUGAGAAAACGAACCUAAUUAGUCUGAUGUAAUUUUUCUGCUGCACUGAAGCCUACUAAUACGGUGAUGCUGAAUUACCAUAAGUAAGCAUGAGUAUGUUUUCCUUACAUUGAAACGAUGGACGCUGCAAGUGGUUUGAGGUUUCUAAUGUUCAGUUCUGACUAUUAAACAUUCAUUUUUGACUGAACAAGUGGGUGUUUCGAUUGAUGUGUCAGGUCAAAUAUGUAUAUAUGAUUAAGUCGAGUGGUGUGUUUCUCAGGUUUACAUUGCAAAGACCACUGUUCCUAGAAACACGAACUGACUUUAUGAUUAUACACUAGGCCC